This is a messenger RNA of Fusarium redolens, 1176 nucleotides long. Its product is annotated as aromatic prenyltransferase. Gene Ontology annotation, biological process: alkaloid metabolic process. Bases 1 to 1176 code for a protein of 391 amino acids. Gene Ontology annotation, molecular function: transferase activity, transferring alkyl or aryl (other than methyl) groups. The record is from RefSeq and is a predicted model, not a curated record. NCBI's taxonomy places the organism in Eukaryota, Fungi, Ascomycota, Sordariomycetes, Hypocreales, Nectriaceae. The transcript has a single exon.
AUGCCCGGAAAACUGGAUCUUCCAACGAUCGCCCCUGGGGAGUUUAAGUCACUACAUCAUAUCAAGAACAAGACUGAGCCUGCAGUCGACAUCCAUCAGCGAUACUGGAACCAAACUGUCGGAUCUACACUAAAGACCUUCCUGUCCAGCGCCGAGUAUGGCUCUCGAAGCCAAUGCCUCAUCCUAGACCAGUUCUCCAACCAUGUCGUGCCAUUUCUCGGAUCGUCGCCCGUGCUGGGUGAACCGCAAUGGAAGAGCUUCAUGACAGAUAAUCACUGCCCAGCGGAGCUGAGCUGGGACUUUCAGAUCGGCACCAGCCAGCCCACAAUCAGAUAUUCUAUCGAGCCCAUCGGUCGUGAGGCAGGUACAGCUGCUGAUCUAUACAAUGAUGAAGCUGCUGCAGUCUUCACACAACAAGUCAUCCGAGCAUUCCCCGAUAUCGACACAACACUCUUUAACCACUUUGAUGAUUACUUCAAUGGACGAUGGGCCGCAGAUAAACCAGAAGGCCAUCGUAGCACGAUGUUCUGGGCAUUCGACCUGAAAGAGUCAGCUACUACGAAUAAGGCUUACUUUUUCCCUGGUGUCGUGGCUCACUCGAUAAGUAAAUCAACAAUUGACGUUGUAACGGAUGCUAUAUCUUCUGCUCCGGGAUGGCGGCAUAACAACAUCAGUGCCUUCUCUAGUUUCGCCAGAUUCGUCAAUGAACGUCAGACUCUCAACCUCGAGAUGGAUAUGCUGGCACUGGACUUGAUUCCCAUUGAGAAGUCGAGACUAAAAAUCUACUUUCGAGACAGGCGGACAGAUUUCCGAUCAGUCACAGAAAUGAUGUCACUUGGAGGCAGAAUUCAUGACAAGGAGUUCGAAGUCGGCAUGAGAAAUCUGAGGAGUUUCUGGGACGCAUUAUUAGGAACGAGCGGAGUGCCUGAUGAUGUUUCUCUCCCACACAAAAACCAUCGAACAGCUGGCAUUCUCUACAAUGUCGAGUUCCGUACGAACAGCACGAUACCAAAGGUCAAGAUAUACAUACCAGUCAGGCACUAUGCGAACAACGAUUCACGAAUCAUUGAGGCUUUGGGGGACUUUUUGGCAAACCAAGCGACUAAGCAACCGGACGUCUCCAUCGAUUCGAUCUGGACCAAGAGGUAUUCGGACUGUCUAUAUAGUAUUUUGUGA